Nicrophorus vespilloides is the source of this 2463-nucleotide messenger RNA. RefSeq lists its product as uncharacterized. The record is from RefSeq and is a predicted model, not a curated record. NCBI's taxonomy places the organism in Eukaryota, Metazoa, Arthropoda, Insecta, Coleoptera, Silphidae. The transcript is spliced from 2 exons. Bases 1 to 2463 code for a protein of 820 amino acids.
AUGAGCGAGUUCGAAGAGACCAUCUUCGAGACGGGAGCAUCAUCACCACCAUUAGGAAAAUGCCAGUGCAGCUGCGGGAACGGCGUGAAUGUGUACGUGCAACGGAUGCAGUCGAAGAGUCCGAUAGAUGGUUAUUACUACUUGGGCGUUCCUCGAUCACCUCGAGGUAGGAACGCACCCGUCUGCUUGUGCGCAAAGUAUGAGAUACCUGAAAGGUUGAUGAGCGUAGACGACACUUUCGUUCCCACAACGGUGGACAACGAGAAUGAGUCACCGAGCAUUAGUUACACCGAUUCAAGCAGUUGCCCUGAAUGCGAAGAAUGCUGCAGCAACGAAUGCAGUUUGCAACCGUCGAACAGUUCUUCGGAUUUCUCACCGUGCAUCUCCGAGGACGCCUGCUUGAACGAAGAUUGCCAAGCGAACGAUCCCUCCUCCACUCAGUCUCAAAACAGUUCUAACGUGAGCGUGUCUCAAAUUCGUGAAUCCCUGGCCACCUUUAGGGACAGAUUGAAAAGCAAGGAUGGAAGAUCGGACAACGAUUUUCAGCACAGUCAUUUAAACUUAAGGAAAUCGUUUGGGAAUUUUGAUCCGAAGCCAAGUCAAUCGAGUAUAAAGAGUCCGUCUCUUCAAAGUCGUAGUAUUUUUGCACCUGAGAACAGUGAGUUGAGCUUCAGAAGACAGUCUCGUCAAAGUCGUAAUAAUUUCGGACCUCAGAACAGUCAGAUGAGCUUCAGAAGACAGUCUUGUCAAAGUCGUAAUAAUUUCGGACCUCAGAACAGUCAAUUAAGCCUCAGAAGACAGUCUCGUCAAAGUCGUCGUCGUAGUUUCGAUCCUCGGAACAGUCAGUUGAGUUUGAGGAAGCCCUCACGUCACGUUGGUAUCGGUGAUGGUUCAGCAUUAUCUAUGAACUCGUCAACCAGCACCACGAGUUUGAAAUCUAUUUCGAGCAGCCCGUCUGUUUCAUUCAAGGAUAAUCGACCGGCCAGAUGUUCUUGCACUGGAAAAUAUAACAAAUUGGUCGACACUUGCACAAGUACACCAGCAGAAAUUUUAAAAAAUACUUCAUGUCUGGAUGAUUGCAGUAAUAACGCUCUGGCACUCUGCAAAUCGACAAGCACCUUCAGCACAACCGAUGCUUCGGUUAGUAAUGGGAGCUGCAAUCUGACGUAUAACUUACGAUCGAAUAUCAAAAAUUACUGUUGUUUUCCGCGGAAGAAGAAGCGAUGCUCGGAUGAAUGUUGCAUUACCUGUCUCAUAACAUCCAGAAGCGCGCAAACUGUAGAUAUAGUAAGCAACGAUGAGUCAUGCUUCGCGAUGUUUGACGAUGAUGAACCUCGAGCAUCUGAGAUGGUUCUUGAUAAACCUUUAAGGUCUUCAACAUUUGUCGGAACUAUCAACGAUGAUACCAUUAAAAGAACGAGCAGCACUUUACCCAUAGGUUACAGUGAAUUCCAACAUUCCGAUAUAAGAGCCUCUUCGCCUCGUGGAAGUAUCAACAAUGAUGAUAAACUUUUAUCAAGUCCUUCGAAUACCAAUAAUACUAAUAACGAUAAACCCAAAACGAAUGGAGAUACAAUUGGAGGUCAUACAACGACCAAUAAAACUGCUGGUCAAAGGACUAUAGAUAAUACCACUAUGGUCGAACAACCCAAACAACCCAUGGCUGCAAAUAUUCCCCCAACUAACAACGAUUUUACAAACGAAAAUCAAACUAAUAGAUCAUACGGUAUAAAUCCACAGCAAUUUAAUAAUGGAUGCAAUAAUACAAAUGGUAUGAAUUUCUGCAACAAUUCGCCUAUGGGCGGAUUAUGUCCUUGUCUUCUAAUGAAUAUGUUUACUGAGAUGAAUAGGAAACAAACGGAUGAGUUUAAAGCUUUGUCGGAUAAGUUGUCGGAGAGUCGUCGACAAUCCACUGAUAAUAUGGAUAGAAAUAAAAGUGUGUGCAGUAUGGCUUCGCGAAGACGAUCCACAAGGAGCAGAUCGAGGAAAUCGAUUGGUACAAGUUUAACUAGUCUAGGUAGCAGAGGCAGGAGUACGAUGAGUAUGAAUAAAAGCGAUAUUAGUAUGGGGAGUAGAAGAAGCAGCAGAAGGAGUUUGGCAAGCAGAAACGGUAGCAGGAAGAGUUUGGCAAGCAGAAAUGGUAGCAGAAGGAGUUUAAGGAGAAGAAGUAGCACUAAAAGUGGUAGAAGAAGAAGCAGCAGCAGUCGGAGAGGUAGGAGGAAGAUGAGACGCAGAGGACGAAGCAGGAGUAGUUCCAGAAGUAGAAAAUCGCUUAAUCUCCAAGUAGGAUGCAACGACGAUACAUGCUUCAACACUUUUCUAAGGCAAUUGUUCUCGUGCGAUUGCAACGGCAUCUGCGAUCAGGCUGAUUGCUUGAGGAGACCUGAGGUUCUGGCAGUGUUCACAUUCCUUCUCGUUACGUUCAUCCUUACAGUGACCAAUUUUGUCAUGUAUCAAUUAUAG